AUGCAGUCUCUACCUUCCCCUUACUGUGUGGGCAUACUGUCUCUACCUUCCCCUUACUGUGUGGGCAUGCAGUCUCUACCUUCCCCUUACUGUGUGGACAUACUGUCUCUACCUUCCCCUUACUGUGUGGGCAUACUGUCUCUACCUUCCCCUUACUGUGUGGGCAUGCAGUCUCUACCUUCCCCUUACUGUGUGGACAUACUGUCUCUACCUUCCCCUUACUGUGUGGGCAUACUGUCUCUACCUUCCCCUUACUGUGUGGGCAUGCAGUCUCUACCUUCCCCUUACUGUGUGGACAUACUGUCUCUACCUUCCCCUUACUGUGUGGGCAUACUGUCUCUACCUUCCCCUUACUGUGUGGGCAUACUGUCUCUACCUUCCCCUUACUGUGUGGGCAUACUGUCUCUACCUUCCCCUUACUGUGUGGGCAUACUGUCUCUACCUUUCCCUUACUGUGUGGGCAUACUGUCUCUACCUUCCCCUUACUGUGUGGGCAUACUGUCUCUACCUCCCCCUUACUGUGUGGGCAUACUGUCUCUACCUUUCCCUUACUGUGUGGGCAUACUGUCUCUACCUUCCCCUUACUGUGUGGGCAUACUGUCUCUACCUUCCCCUUACUGUGUGGGCAUACUGUCUCUACCUUUCCCUUACUGUGUGGGCAUGCAGUCUCUACCUUCCCCUUACUGUGUGGGCAUACUGUCUCUACCUUCCCCUUACUGUGUGGGCAUACUGUCUCUACCUUUCCCUUACUGUGUGGGCAUGCAGUCUCUACCUUCCCCUUACUGUGUGGGCAUACUGUCUCUACCUUUCCCUUACUGUGUGGGCAUGCUGUCUCUACCUUUCCCUUACUGUGUGGGCAUGCAGUCUCUACCUUCCCCUUACUGUGUGGGCCACUCUACUGUAGAUAGUACUGUGGCUAUUCUCUGUGUGCGCCUGCCUGGCCGACCAGACCGUUACUCAACAGACCAACCUCACUGUGCUGUGUGAUGGGCUGGGGGUUGCUCUGUUAGACUUGACCUAUUUAUUUAUUGGACUUCCUCUUCAGUGAGGUA
Messenger RNA from Oncorhynchus tshawytscha (Chinook salmon), 1052 nucleotides. Its product is annotated as protein SON-like. The coding region runs from base 1 to 987 and encodes 328 amino acids. The transcript has 2 exons. NCBI's taxonomy places the organism in Eukaryota, Metazoa, Chordata, Actinopteri, Salmoniformes, Salmonidae. The record is from RefSeq and is a predicted model, not a curated record.